GUUUUAAGCUGACGGACUUGACGGUGCGGUCUUGUUCUGUCUGCGUGCGGCGGAGCAGCGCGAGCAGCUCAGCUGUUUGAACCUCCGACGGGUCGGACGGGAGGCUCAGACUUCUGACUGAAGUCGUUUUCUCUCUUUUGUUGGAUUCCGUUUCACAGACGGAACUUUUCUCUUCUCUUUUCCCGUCCUCCGUCCGUGUUUUUCCUCGCGUUCUCCUGCUGUUUGAGAGGAAUGUGAGUGUGGGCUUUUAAAAGCUGAUUUACUGCUCUCGUUUUGGUUGUUCUGUCUCGCCGAACAGAAGGAACCGGACCGACUCGGCAUCGCCCGUCCGGUCCCGGUGUGUUUGGAGUCCAGCUGAGCCACAGCCAGGGUUAAAAUGCCGGGGUUGAGAGGACUGGUUCUCCUGAGUCUCUGUCUGAAUCUGCACACAUACCGGGCCCUCCCCAGCCAGCGGGUCGACCUCGGCACCGACCCGCCGCUGGACUACGACGUGCUGGAUGAGGAGCUGGGAGGCUUCAGGGACCGGAGCGGCAACUGGACCCGCGGGGUCGCGAGCUGCGGGCCCUGUGAGCCGGACCUGUGCCCGGAGAACCGGGGUUGCCGGGCCGGCCUGGUGCUGGACCCGUGCGGCUGCUGUAUGGAGUGCGGCAACCUGGAGGGCCAAGCCUGCGACCCGGGGGACCGCAGCGUCUUCUACGGGCUCUGCGGGACCGGGCUGCGGUGUCAGGCGGACCCGCGGCCCGCAGGAAGAGGAGGAAAGGAGGAUGAGGAAGAAGAGGAGGAGGAGGUGUGUGUGUGUGAGGAGCAGGAGGCGGUCUGUGGCACUGAUGGAGUCACAUACAUGAACAUGUGUCAGUUCAGAGAGGCCGCCUUCUCCAAACCAGAACUCAGAACCAGAGGGAAGGGGCCCUGCAAGACGGUUCCCAUCAUCAAGGUUCCUCCUCACAGCCAGGUGAAUGGGACCGGCAGCAGUCUCGUCUUCCUCUGUGAGGUCUUUGCCUUUCCGAUGGCCCUUGUCGAGUGGAGGAAGGACGGCCGAGACGUCGUCCUGCCCGGAGACGACCCUCACAUCUCUGUGCAGUCUCGGGGUGGUCCGCUGAAGUUCGAGCUCUCCAGUUGGCUGCAGAUUGAGGGGGCGGGGCCAGAGGACUCGGGGACCUAUCGCUGCAUUGCGCGUAACAACCUGGGUUCUGUGUCCGCCUCUGCUGUACUGGGAAUUCUGCGAGCAGAGGAGCUGUCGUCCUACCUGGCCAAUAGCGUGUCAGAGAUGAAGCAGCUGACGGAUGCCACAGACUACGACCAGGGCUUUUACUGAGCCACACGUGAUGUCACUUCCUGUCAUGUGACUGUCCAGCUGACAUGAGACAGUAAACACUUGUGUCUGUCCCUCAGGUGUCCUUCAGACUGAUGGUGGCUCGGUCACUGAACGUAUCUGACGCUCUGUCAGCGUCAGACUCGGUUUAACUUCAAAAUAAAAGUACAAACAACCAACGAGUGUUUGUGUUUCUUCUCCUUCGUCACUUCGUCAUCGUGGUCAUCAUUCAGGGAUUCCUGCGCCUCCUGAGCUCGGUCUGCACCUCGGCCUGCUGGACGGGACGGCAGACCGAGGAAACCAGCCUGACUCAGAGCACAGGAAGUUGGAACCCACCGGGGGC
Molecule: messenger RNA, 1655 nt
Organism: Scatophagus argus
Lineage: Eukaryota; Metazoa; Chordata; Actinopteri; Scatophagidae
Product: kazal-type serine protease inhibitor domain-containing protein 1-like
Exons: 4
Coding region: 377-1315 (312 amino acids)
Biological process (GO): regulation of cell growth; regulation of signal transduction
Cellular component (GO): extracellular region
Molecular function (GO): insulin-like growth factor binding
Source: RefSeq, a predicted model, not a curated record